Quercus robur (English oak) is the source of this 1842-nucleotide messenger RNA. RefSeq names its product ABC transporter A family member 1-like. The record is from RefSeq and is a predicted model, not a curated record. Gene Ontology annotation, biological process: translation. NCBI's taxonomy places the organism in Eukaryota, Viridiplantae, Streptophyta, Magnoliopsida, Fagales, Fagaceae. The coding region runs from base 314 to 724 and encodes 136 amino acids. Gene Ontology annotation, cellular component: ribosome. Gene Ontology annotation, molecular function: structural constituent of ribosome. The transcript is spliced from 4 exons.
CACUUCCUCGAUUUCUCCUUCAGUCCUUCACCCUUCACAAACUCUCUCUCUUUCUUUCUCUCUCUCUCUCUCUCUCUCUCUGCAAUUCGUUUCCGUCAAAUAUUCGCCGGAAAAACCAUACCACUCUAUCAUCAUCAUCGUCUCGUCGAGAUUCUCGUGAUUUUAUCGAUCUUCAUCGCAACACCGCCAUGAAUCCCGAAUAAUCUGUGAUGGUUCUUUGUUCAAUAUCUUGAAAUUAUAGCGAAUUGAGCUGAUUGGUUUAGCUUAAAAUUCGAAAGUUGAAUUUGAAUUUUAUGAGAUCGGUAAGCCUCAUAUGGUGCCCUGUAAGGUCACCGGAAAGUGUGGUUCUGUUACUGUUCGUAUGGUUCCUGCUCCUCGUGGUGCCGGAAUUGUGGCCGCUAGGGUUCCAAAGAAGCUAGUUACCAGAGUUUACAAUGAUGAACUAGCCCUAGAUACCUACAUACGCUCAGAUCUCUAUGGUACCUGCAAUCAAGUCAAGAAUUGUUCAAAUCCAAAAAUCAAAGGUGCAGUCGUGUUUCAUGAGCAAGGCCCUCGGCUAUUUGAUUACAGUAUACGCCGCCUCAACCACACAUGGGCUUUCUCAGGAUUUCCUGAUGUGAAAUCCAUCAUGGAUGUAAUCGGUCCUUAUCUCAAUGACUUGGAACUGGGCGUUAAUAUUGUACCAACAAUGCAGUACAGCUUCAGUGGAUUUUUGACUGUAUGAUUGCUCCUUUACCUUUUUACUACUUUCAAAGUACACUUUUAUUCUUUAUAGUAGUUCAGUUGUUAAAGGAAUUUUCUAGUUUAGUGUAACCUGAUAAUGGUUUAUGGUCCUGUUGCUAGACUGUAAUGAUUUUAAAUCACAUAGUUAACAGAUUUGGUUUAUAAAUAGUUUCUACAAUUUUCUUAUAUUUAAGAAUCACUUAUGCCAAUUAAGUUCUGCAAAUGUGAUUAUUAUUGAUAAUAUGCCGUUACAUGGGGUCCUUUUUAUAGAAGAGUUGGUUUCAAGAAGACCUUUUGUCAUUUGUGAGGUUCAUGCACUCAAAUGGAAGAGUGUAAGUGUGUCCUUUUUAUAGAAGAGUUGGUUUCAAGAAGACCUUUUGUCAUUUGUGAGGUUCAUGGCACUCAAAUGGAAGAGUGUAAGUGUUGCCAUGCGUAUUACUUAUAAAGUUAUGAUCAUGAUGUGAUUUCUUUCACUUUGAUUUUAAUUUAUUUGUUGUAAUGCUGCCUCAAGUUCCUUUUUUUUCCUUAAAAAAUUAUUUUUUGUAUGAUUUUUGAACUCUCCAUCUACGACCUUCAUAACGUAUUUACACACUAAAAAAUUAUAGUGGUGUAACAUGACCAAAUGUUACAUUACGUGUAACUUGAACCUAACCCACUAAAAAAUUAUAGUGUUGUAACAUGACCAUAUGUAUCAAAUUUAUUUAUUUAUUUUUUGCUGUAUUAUGUUGCAUUUUGUUCAUUGUUGUGCUCCUAGGUUCAUUUCAUCACCUAACCUAAGUUGUUUACAACUUAUUUUUGCUUGGAGUUGAGCUUAGUUAGGAAAACAAAUUUGGAAAUUUUAUUUAGGAAUAAGUUUUAGGAACUUGUAACUUGGAAAAAGUUUGGGAUAUUUACCUGUCCUUUAAAAUCCUUCUACCAUUCCCAAUUGGGAUAUUAUGCAAAUAAGCCAAGACUCUAGAGAGCUUACGGCUUCUAGGAGCAGUGAUUGGAUUAGAUUUUUCUGGGUUAGGAGGUGUUUUAACACCUUGAGUUCAAGUUAUUAUUUUUAGUGUUUGGUUUGCCUAGGGUAGCACGUAUCAUAAUAUAUUUCUAUGUUAAUAUAAUGUUAGUUUGGAGACA